Messenger RNA from Photinus pyralis (common eastern firefly), 676 nucleotides. RefSeq lists its product as uncharacterized. Gene Ontology annotation, molecular function: lipid binding. Gene Ontology annotation, biological process: lipid transport. The transcript is spliced from 4 exons. The record is from RefSeq and is a predicted model, not a curated record. NCBI's taxonomy places the organism in Eukaryota, Metazoa, Arthropoda, Insecta, Coleoptera, Lampyridae. The coding region runs from base 33 to 599 and encodes 188 amino acids. Gene Ontology annotation, cellular component: extracellular region.
ACCAUUUCCUGCUCUCGCUUACCUGCAACAAGAUGGAUAGCUUUAGAGUCGCUUUAGUGUUGGCUGUAGUUUUACAUGUGGUUUUGGCUGCCCCUAAAUUGGCAGAUAAACCGAUACAUGCAGAAUCUGAUGACAUUUUACAGGAACUAAGUGCAAUGGGUAAAGAUUUGCAUAGUUCAAUUAUGAAAGUUGUUCCAAGUUCUAAAGAUGUCUCCAAACUUUUAAUUGACGCGUCAAAGCAGUUUGCUGGAGCCGUUGAAGAUAUUACAAAGUCCAUUAAAACAUAUACGAAAAGGCAUCAAGGAACUGUCGAUGAUGGUCUGAAGGAGAUUUCAGCCAGACUAUUGCAAGUUGUUUCCGUACUUAAGAAAAUAAGCCACACCGUUCCCGAGAAAGCAACUGGUAUUGUGGACACUAUUUCGGCUGAAGCUCAAAAUGUUCUUGCGGAAGCCUCCCAAGUUCAGGAAGCGGUAAAAGUUAACCUAAAGGAUGUUCAGGAGAAUGUAAUGACCAUCGCUGAGAAAUUAUACACCGAGCUAAUCAACGCAUACACACGGCUAGAGAAAGAUGUAAAUCACGCUUGGGCUCAGAAAUCUUAAAAAACGCUGUGACAAUGGAGCAUUUCUUUAGAAUAUUAUUGUGAUAUAUACUUAUUGUAAAUAAAUAUACUUACUUC